GUGUGGGUCCCAGUGAUGGCGGCGGCCCAGGCGGAGGCGGGCGGUGCACGGUCGGUCACGGCCGGGUCCGCGGGCCCUGGGAUUGGUGACGUGGGGCCCGUGGGCCCCGCCAUGGGCGAGCAGGGGGUCGCCGGCCCCGCCGUGGACGGUCCCGAGGGCGAGGCGGGCGCCGCCACGGCAGCGGAGGAGCCGCCGGUGCCGCCGGCGCUGCCGGGGCUGCGGCUGGUGCAGCAGGGCGCCGAGGCGCACGUGUACCGCGGGCUGUUCCUCGGCCGGGCCGCGGUGGCGAAGCUCCGCGUCCCGAAGCGGUACCGCCACCCCGCGCUGGAGGAGCGUCUGAGCCGGCGGCGCAUGGCCCAGGAGGCGCGGUCACUGCUGCGGUGCCGGCGGGCAGGGAUUCCAGCUCCAGUGGUCUACUUCGUGGAUUAUGUCACCAACUCCAUCUAUCUUGAAGAUAUUGUAGACUCAAUUACUGUUCAGGAUCAUAUUUAUUCUGUACAAAAGAGUGGAGGUGAUACCAGUGGCCUCCAUAAGUUAGCAGAGAAGAUGGGUGAGCUGUUAGCAAGGAUGCACGAUGAGGAUAUUAUCCAUGGGGAUCUUACAACUGCCAAUCUCCUCCUGCGGCCACCCAUGGACAAGCUGGACUUGGUGUUGAUAGACUUUGGACUCAGUUUUAUUUCAGGUCUUCCAGAGGAUAAAGGAGUUGAUUUGUAUGUUCUGGAAAAAGCCUUCAUUAGCACUCAUCCAGAUACCGAAACAAUGUUCCAAGCUCUGCUAAAGACCUAUGCAGCCACGUCUAAAAAGUCUGGUCCUGUGAUCAAAAAGCUGGAUGAGGUUCGGCUAAGGGGAAGGAAGAGAUCCAUGAUUGGGUAGAAGAGAGUGGGGUUAGGGAUGGAGAAAUAAUAGGUUUUGCAAAUAGGGUUAUUUAUAUUUCUAGUUGGUUUUAUUUCACAGAUCACUAUUUUGAUAACUCUGUCUUCAAAUAAAUAAACUUGAAAGAGUUUUAAGUG
This is a messenger RNA of Sturnus vulgaris (Common starling), 1010 nucleotides long. It is a transcript of the gene TP53RK, whose product is annotated as TP53 regulating kinase. Gene Ontology annotation, cellular component: EKC/KEOPS complex; nucleus; cytosol. Gene Ontology annotation, biological process: protein phosphorylation. The record is from RefSeq and is a predicted model, not a curated record. Lineage: Eukaryota; Metazoa; Chordata; Aves; Passeriformes; Sturnidae. Gene Ontology annotation, molecular function: protein serine/threonine kinase activity; ATP binding.